GGCCGUUUUAUCGGCCAUAGUAACGUGCUUGUUGCUUGUGGUGCAAGCAUCAAGGUCGAUCACUAUGAGGUUUUCAGCAGCCAUUUCUACCGGAAUACAGAACGAAGAUCGAGAUCGGGGUUAACCAUGGCUAAGGCAAUCACACAUGCUGAUCUUGCACCAGCUCCGCGAGCCACUGAUUUGGGCAGCAAAACGGCUGCCUUCUUAAUAGUCCUCACCAUUCUCUCCGGCCUUUUCUGCUGCGUUCUUUGUCUCAUUGCCGAAGCCACCCGUUCUCAGGUGGUGGCCACGAAUGGUAAAAGAAAUGGUGAGAAUUAUGAAUGUGUAUACAGUGGAAGUGGCAAAACACCAUUGUUAUGUGCCGCCAUAGCGUUCGUCGGACUGGCGGCGGCGAUGGUGGUUGAACAUUUGUUUCUGUUGAUUGCAAUCAGUAAAUCACCUCCUCCGGCUUUACUUUCUUGGGAUCCCAAUUCUCCUCUCGCCAGGACUAUAACUUGGCAAUCUGGAUUUUUCUUUGUUGCAACUUGGGUAUGUUUUGCAGUGAGUGAAAUCUUGCUGUUGAUCGGAGUAAGUGUAGAAUCAGGGCAUUUAAAAAAUUGGUUUAAACCAAAACCAAGCUGCCUCAUAAUCAAACAAGGUGUAUUUUGUGCUGCCGGAGUUUUAUCAUUAGUCACGGUGUUUCUUGCAGCUGGCUUAUACUUAACUGCAUUGCGUGCACAAAAACUUUCUCAACAACACGAAAAUAUCCGGCGACAGAUUCUUGAAGUCUCCGCCCUCUACGCGUCGCCGCCGCGGUCUCCGCCGCACCAACUCAACGCUGCUGCAAGAGAAAAUCCUGUUUCCAUUGAAAAUCAAAUUGUGCAGCCUUCAAUAUUAGACUCUGUAGAAUUUAGAAAGUACUUGAGUUUAGUGUAAAGCAACAAAAUAUUAAUAUUUUUCCACCGAUUUGUAUGCUGAAAGGUAUAUAAAUACAUUUAUACAUGUACAUAUACAAGUAAAUAUAACUGAUUUGAUUUUGUGAUUUCAA
This is a messenger RNA of Mercurialis annua (annual mercury), 1027 nucleotides long. RefSeq lists its product as uncharacterized. Lineage: Eukaryota; Viridiplantae; Streptophyta; Magnoliopsida; Malpighiales; Euphorbiaceae. The record is from RefSeq and is a predicted model, not a curated record. The transcript is spliced from 4 exons. Bases 127 to 915 code for a protein of 262 amino acids.